Monomorium pharaonis (pharaoh ant) is the source of this 458-nucleotide messenger RNA. It is a transcript of the gene RpL37a, whose product is annotated as 60S ribosomal protein L37. The coding region runs from base 106 to 381 and encodes 91 amino acids. Gene Ontology annotation, biological process: translation. The record is from RefSeq and is a predicted model, not a curated record. Lineage: Eukaryota; Metazoa; Arthropoda; Insecta; Hymenoptera; Formicidae. Gene Ontology annotation, cellular component: cytosolic large ribosomal subunit; ribosome. Gene Ontology annotation, molecular function: RNA binding; structural constituent of ribosome. The transcript is spliced from 4 exons.
UUAAAGUUUAAUCAUACAGAUGUCGCUAACAACAUCCGUCUCAUCUCCCACCAACUGACGGUAGAGCGUUUAUUUCUUUCUUGACGUGACGUGCUUUCAUCCAAGAUGACGAAGGGUACAUCCAGCUUUGGUAAGCGACGUAAUAAGACGCACACGCUGUGCAGGAGAUGUGGACGUAGCUCCUACCACAUCCAGAAAUCGCAGUGCGCGCAGUGUGGCUAUCCAGCAAAGAAAAUGCGUUCAUAUAACUGGUCGAUCAAGGCGAAAAGGAGAAAGACUACUGGUACUGGUCGCAUGCGUCAUCUCAAAAUUGUGCGCCGCAAGUUCAAGAAUGGAUUCAGGGAAGGCUUGCCGAAACCCAAAGCUGUUGCGGCUAAGUAAUACACCGACUUGUCUUUUUGUCUAAUUAAGUUGUACAAUUUUGACUACCAAUAAAAAAAGUCAAAAAAAAAAAACAA